UUGAUCACAAAUGAAAAUGGAACGCCGAUAUCGACUAGCUUUAUACGUGUAUUAGAUCAGCUAUUGUGUUGUCUUUUCUGCCUUGUGGUGUAUUUACUUUCAUGCAUAUACAUGUAUAGUGCUGUCCUGGGAAUGUGUGGAGAAGGAAAAGUAGGAGAUUUCUGCCGGGUUCAUACAGUGAGAAGGGACAACGCAUACAGAAGUGGGUCAAGAUGUCGAAGGGUCACAAGAAGGAUACGGAUCCUUCCCAGCAAUUAACUGAAGAGGAAAUUGAAAAAAAGGUAGACAACGCCUUCUCUGCUUGUGACGUCAAUGGUAAUGGACGGAUUUCGACCGGGGAACUCAAGGACGCUUUCCACAGUGUGGGUUACGACCCGACAAGGGCUGAGGUCAGGGCCAUGAUACAGGCUUUCGAUCUCGAUAGAAGUGGUACGCUUGAUAGAAAUGAAUUCAAGAAGAUGAUGGAGGGACGGUGGACGCGAUAUUCAGACCCAGAGGAAUACUUGCGCGCUUUCAAGGUGUUUGAUAAAAACGGCGAUGGAGUGCUGAGCGCCAAGGAAUUACGGAAAGCCCUGACGAGCGUGGGGGAGGUGAUGUUGCAGGAAGAGGUCGAUCAGAUGUUCGCUGUGGCUGAUGUGGACAAGGACGGGAAAAUCAACUAUAAGGAGUUUGCCAGAAUGAUGUCGAGAAAGGACAUCUGCUAGCGUCCGCGGUUACGUCUUCUUUAGGGAAGAAUUUGGUCCUGACGACCGUUUCGAACAUCUGACUGUAGUCUUAGAACGACGCACGCGCACGACUGGGAUUAACAUACACAACAACAGAAAGGAUAGUGUACAUAAAAUAUCUACAUAAUUUUAUUUAUAUUUUUGUAACAAAAUUAUAAUUCGAUUAAAUUAGUCAAAAGAAA
Lineus longissimus is the source of this 907-nucleotide messenger RNA. RefSeq lists its product as uncharacterized. Gene Ontology annotation, molecular function: calcium ion binding. Lineage: Eukaryota; Metazoa; Nemertea; Pilidiophora; Heteronemertea; Lineidae. The transcript has 5 exons. The record is from RefSeq and is a predicted model, not a curated record. The coding region runs from base 213 to 704 and encodes 163 amino acids.